Hibiscus syriacus is the source of this 2649-nucleotide messenger RNA. RefSeq lists its product as uncharacterized. The transcript is spliced from 10 exons. Lineage: Eukaryota; Viridiplantae; Streptophyta; Magnoliopsida; Malvales; Malvaceae. Bases 216 to 2273 code for a protein of 685 amino acids. The record is from RefSeq and is a predicted model, not a curated record.
CUCCAGCAUCAAUUUUCUCGGCCGAUCACUUCCUUGCAUUUUCUCGGUGAUUUUCCCUUCAUCAAACACUCCCCAAUCCCCUGCUCCUCGUCUCUAAAUCCUUGCGAUUGCUUAAGAUUCUGUCUCUCCUCUAACCGAUCUCUCUCUGUCUCUCACUCUUUCAGUGUUGCAGUGGCAUCUUUGAGUUAGUGGUUGUGCGUUGUUUAUGUGCAUAGAUGCCUGUUGCAAAACUCAAGGCUUCCAGUUCGGCAGAUGUAAUGAAAUCAGAGGAGCCAAAUGAUUCUUUAUACACUUUCACCAGACAAACAAUUGGAAAAGAGCCUCUCCUUUCAUUUUCUAGGGCUGGAGACAGCUCGGUUCAAUGGAUCCAGUUGCUGCAUGCUUUAGAUCAACAAGAAAUCCCUGGCUGGCCUUUACUUACCCCUCUGAAGGUGCAGAUGCAAAAGUGUGACAAGUGUUUGCUAGAAUUUUGCUCACCCAUUAACUAUAGAAGGCAUAUACGUGUGCAUCAUAGGUUGAAAAAACUGGAUAAGGAUUCUGCUAAAAAUAGGGACCUACUAGCGGCAUUUUGGGACAAGCUGUCAGAGGAUGAGGCAAAGGAAGUUAUAUCAUUCAAGGAUGUGGCAUUGGAGGAAGUUCCAGGAUCAUCAAUCAUAAAAUCAUUGACAGCACUUGUAAAGAAAUCAAAGCUUGCUGUGCCACAAGUUUGCUUGAGGGCAGGAUCUGCUCUUCUGGACCUUGUCCAAGCUAGACCUCCAAGGUUUCCAAUAUCUUCCCGAGAAUUAUUUAGUAUCCUUGAUGAUGCAAGUGAAAGGACUUUCCUUUGUGGUGCAGCAAUGUCGAUGCAAAAAUAUAUUUUUGAUGGGGAAGCAGGAAAGAUUGGUCUUGAAACAAAGAACCUGGUUGCUUGUACCAGCUUCCUGGUAGAACAGAAAUUGGUUAAAGCAUGGCUUACAGAUAAAGAUGCUGAAGCUUUGAGGUGCCAGAAGUUGCUAGUGGAAGAGGAAGAAGCUGCCCAAAAGAGGCAAGUUGAGCUUCUUGAGAGAAAAAGACAGAAAAAACUUAGGCUGAAGGAGCAGAAAGCAAAAGAACAAAAACCCUGGGAGAGGGAAGAAGGUAAGCAGAACAUGGACAAUUCGUUGGAGGUUAAUACUUGCGGUGAAACAUCCUGCUCUUCUGCUGUUUUUGACAUGGAUGGACAAAAUGCAGUCAUAUCAACAGAUCAAGUUCUUCCAUCCCUAGAACCAAUUCCUUUCCCCAAUCCUGAGGAGGGUGUAGAUUACAUAACUCAGAUGGGGUUUAACAACAGAUAUUGUGAUCCAGGGACUAGUCAGAAUGUUGAAAGACAUGUGGAGCAAGUGGAUGGAUGUCAACAUACAGUUGUUUCUCGAUGGCAGACCCCAGUGAAAUCACAACGUGUGGUGCUUAAUGGCUUCCAUGCUAAUCAUAAUUCUCAUGGAUUUAAGUCUGGAGGCAUGAAUAAACAUGGAACAAACAGGGAAAGGACUGCUGCAAUGGGUAAUAGUAAUAAAAUGUGGAGCCGAAAACCUAAAGCAAUUAGUGAUGGGGAGAAUUUGAAAAUUAGAGCAGAGAAACAAGUUUCAAAUCAACUAGUUCAGAGUAAGAGCCCAGAGCUUAUAAUCGGCUCUAUAUCUGUCCCACUUGGAAAAAAUCUAGCUGAAGACCAUGACAUGUGCCAUGUAGAGUUUCAAACACCAAAGAGGAACAAUGUUCAGGAGAGGUUCAGCAAACACGAUCAUGUGCAGGGUGUUACAAACCGAUCAACCAUUAAGUUUUGGAGGCCAGUGAGUCGACAAGAAAGAAAAAGUUCACUGCCAGUCCAAAAUGGUAUUAGAGAAUUUGAGGUGGAAGUGACUGCUGAAAAUUCAUUCCAGAUCUCAUCCUCCAGUGAAAGCUGUCUAAGGCCAUCUGCGGUAGAUGGUAGUGAUGAUAUACUAAGAAUGAAUCUUACUUCAACACUCGAGGAGAGCGUGCAACCAGGAAGCUUGCAGUUUGACGGCAAUGCUGCCAAGGCCUUUCUUGCCGGGAGAUGGAAGAAUGCUAUUGCAGGCGAACACGUGACAUUGGUUCUAUCCUCGAACCAUGAGCCUCCAGGGUGCACAGAGGUUGAAGUCGAUUCGUCUGAGAAGUGUAUGGUUAAGGCAGAGGCUUGUGAGGCUUCUACCGUCGGGGCUGCCAUAGGCAAGUACAGAAUAAAGCCUGAAAAAGGUGCAAAAACAAAGUACAUUCCGAAACAAAGGCCAGCAACCUAAGAGGGGCGAUGGGAAUGUUUACUGUCGAGAUAUGAACAUAGUAGCAGGUCAUCAUUAUAUAUAUAUAUAUAUAUUGCAGAGGCUCCAGUUUUACCAACGGUCUUCCGUCGGAAAAUUGAGGGAAAGUAACAGGUUUUGCCGGUAAAUGUUUUAUGAUACCGUCCUGGUUUCUUAGGAUGAAAAAGCAGUUGCAGUUUGUUUUGCUAUUUUCUUUUUCUUAUUUGGUUUAAUUGUAAUAAAUUGGGGGCCAUGCUAUUGGAAAGGUCUUUUUUUGGGGGUUAAAGUGGAAGUUGCUUUCCUUUUACAUGUAUGCCUCCUGCAAGGCAAGCCAAGAGGAGGGGGUAACUUGAGCUUUUUAACAUUUGGGUCCUUGCAU